GAAAUGUAUGUGUGUGUGUCUGCAGGUGUGCAAAUUCUUAUAUGUUGUGCCAUCUACCUUGGGACUCCUGGAGAUCCGUCAGGGUCCCAGGGAUUUCCAGACGUGACCCUGAGGUGCUCAGUAGCUCAUCUGUGUGUUCCGCAGGUUUGGCGUCACCCACUGCCAUAACCCCAGUGGCCUCACCCAUUUGCAGUAAAACAAGAGGCACCACACCCGUUUCCAAACCCCUGGAAGACAUCGAAGCCAGACCAGAUAUGCAGUUAGAAUCAGACCUGAAAUUGGACAGGCUGGAAACCUUUCUAAGGAGGCUGAAUAACAAAGUUGGCGGGAUGCAAGAAACGGUGCUCACCGUCACCGGCAAAUCUGUGAAGGAGGUGAUGAAGCCGGAUGAUGACGAAACCUUUGCCAAAUUUUACCGCAGCGUGGAUUAUAAUGUGCCGAGAAGCCCUGUGGAGCUGGACGAGGACUUCGAUGUCAUUUUUGAUCCCUAUGCACCCAAAUUGACGUCUUCUGUGGCCGAGCACAAGCGGGCAGUCAGGCCCAAGCGCCGGGUUCAGGCCUCCAAAAACCCCCUGAAAAUGCUGGCGGCCAGAGAAGAUCUCCUUCAGGAAUACACUGAGCAGAGACUAAACGUUGCCUUCAUGGAGUCAAAGCGGAUGAAAGUAGAAAAGACCGGCCCAGUGUCUUCCAACUCCACCUUCUCAGAAGUCACCCUGGCGGGUUUAGCCAGUAAAGAAAACUUCAGCAGCGUCAGCCUGCGGAGCGUGAACCUGACGGAACAGAACUCUAACAACAGCGCCGUGCCCUACAAGAGGCUGAUGCUGCUGCAGAUUAAAGGAAGAAGACACGUGCAGACCAGGCUGGUGGAGCCUCAGGCCUCAGCGCUCAACAGCGGGGACUGCUUCCUCCUGCUCUCUCCCCACUGCUGCUUCCUGUGGGUAGGAGAGUUUGCAAACGUCAUAGAAAAGGCGAAGGCUUCAGAACUUGCAGCUUUAAUUCAGACAAAGAGGGAACUUGGUUGUAGAGCUACUUAUAUCCAAACCAUUGAAGAAGGAAUUAAUACACACACUCAUGCAGCCAAAGACUUCUGGAAGCUUCUGGGCGGCCAAACCAGUUACCAGUCUGCUGGAGACCCAAAAGAAGAUGAACUCUAUGAAGCAGCCAUAAUAGAAACUAACUGCAUUUACCGCCUCAUGGAUGACAAACUUGUGCCUGAUGACGACUACUGGGGGAAAAUUCCGAAGUGUUCCCUUCUGCAGCCCAAAGAGCUACUGGUGUUUGAUUUUGGUAGUGAAGUGUCCGUGUGGCAUGGGAAAGAAGUCACGUUAGCACAACGAAAAACAGCAUUUCAGCUGGCAAAGCACUUAUGGAAUGGAACGUUUGACUAUGAGAACUGUGACAUCAAUCCGCUGGAUCCUGGAGAAUGCAAUCCGCUGAUCCCCAGAAAAGGACAGGGGCGGCCCGAGUGGGCGAUAUUUGGGAGACUUACUGAACACAAUGAGACGAUUUUGUUCAAAGAGAAGUUUCUGGAUUGGACGGAACUGAAGCGACCGCAUGAGAAGAACCCUGGGGAGCUUGCCCAGCACAAGGAAGACCCCAGGGCCGACAUCAAGCCGUACGACGUGACGCGGAUGGUGUCCAUGCCCCAGACGACAGUGGGCACCAUUCUGGACGGGGUGAACGUCGGUCGUGGCUAUGGCCUGGUGGAAGGGCACGACAGGAGGCAGUUUGAGAUCACCAGUGUCUCCGUGGAUGUCUGGCACAUCCUGGAAUUCGACUAUAGCAGGCUCCCCAAACAGAGCAUCGGGCAGUUCCACGAGGGGGAUGCCUAUGUGGUCAAGUGGAAGUUCAUGGUGAGCACGGCAGUGGGAAGUCGCCAGAAAGGAGAGCACUCGGUGAGGGCGGCCGGCAAAGAGAAGUGCGUCUACUUCUUCUGGCAAGGCCGGCACUCGACAGUGAGUGAGAAGGGCACAUCGGCGCUGAUGACGGUGGAGCUGGAUGAGGAAAGGGGGGCCCAGGUCCAGGUGCUCCAGGGAAAGGAGCCCCCCUGUUUCCUACAGUGUUUCCAAGGGGGAAUGGUGGUGCACUCUGGGAGGCGGGAAGAGGAAGAAGAAAAUGUGCAAAGUGAGUGGCGGCUGUACUGCGUGCGCGGAGAGGUGCCGAUGGAAGGGAAUUUGCUGGAAGUGGCCUGUCACUGUAGCAGCCUGAGGUCCAGGACUUCCAUGGUAGUGCUCAACAUCAACAAGGCCCUCAUCUACCUGUGGCACGGAUGCAAAGCCCAGGCCCACACAAAGGAGGUUGGAAGGACCGCUGCAAACAAGAUCAAGGAACAAUGCCCCCUGGAAGCAGGACUGCAUAGUAGCAGCAAAGUGACCAUACACGAGUGUGACGAAGGCUCCGAGCCCCUGGGAUUCUGGGAUGCCUUAGGAAGGAGAGACAGGAAAGCCUAUGAUUGCAUGCUUCAAGAUCCUGGAAGUUUUAACUUCGCACCUCGCCUGUUCAUCCUCAGCAGCUCCUCUGGGGAUUUCGUAGCCACUGAGUUCGUGUACCCCGCCCGAGCCCCCUCUGUGGUCAGUUCCAUGCCCUUCCUGCAGGAAGAUCUGUACAGCGCGCCCCAACCAGCACUUUUCCUUGUUGACAAUCACCACGAGGUGUACCUCUGGCAAGGCUGGUGGCCCAUCGAGAACAAGAUCCCUGGUUCUGCCCGCAUCCGCUGGGCCUCCGACCGGAAGAGCGCGAUGGAGACCGUGCUCCAGUAUUGCAAAGGAAAAAAUCUUAAGAAGCCGCCCCCUAAGUCUUACCUUAUCCAUGCUGGUCUGGAGCCUCUGACAUUCACCAAUAUGUUUCCCUGUUGGGAGCACAGAGAGGACAUUGCUGAAAUCACAGAGAUGGACACGGAAGUUUCCAAUCAGAUUACCCUUGUGGAAGACGUCUUAGCCAAGCUCUGUAAAACCAUUUACCCGCUGGCCGACCUCCUGGCCAGGCCGCUCCCGGAGGGGGUCGAUCCUCUGAAGCUUGAGAUCUAUCUCACCGACGAAGACUUCGAGUUUGCACUAGACAUGACACGAGAUGAAUACCACGCCCUGCCCGCCUGGAAGCAGGUGAACCUGAAAAAAGCAAAAGGCCUGUUUUGAGUGGGGAGACGCGGAGGAGCCUCGAGGUCACGUCCAAUACCCCCACCCCAGGGAAAUGGAUAUAGAGUUUUGGACUGGUGGUUUUUCACAAAGUAGUUUUCAAUCAGUUUUCGGAACCUGACAUGGUUAAAGACACUGCUUGUCCCGGAGUUGUGUAUUUUGUAAAUGUUCAAGGAAACUGUUUGGAAACUUCUUUCCACCGUUCAGCAGGUUAUCAGAAUUAAUAAAAGUAUUGUUAUGUGCACUUAAGCUGCAGCUGCUAUAGACAGCCCUGCCUUCUUGUUCCAGCUAGACAAUGCCUUUUUUUUUUGAAGCAGUUCUCUUUAUAAAGUGUUAUUUUGAUAGUUUGGGGAUUCUAAAAUAUAUAUAUAUUUAUAUAAACACCAUAUAAGUCAAAUAUGUAUUUAGCAAAGCAAUAUGUAUUCACUUUCGAGAUUUGUUUUGGUGUCAAAAUAAUAUGAAAAGGUAGUUGGAGUUGCUUCUGUGGAAUUAGCUCUGCCACCAAUACGUAUCUUCACACACGUUUGGAAAUGUUUCCUGCAGCGUUAGGUAUGACUUGUUCUGAGUACUGCUUCCGGUGCUAAAACGAACAAAGAAUUUCUACAUAAUGGCCUGGACUCUGGAGAAUCUAUGCGAAUCAACCUUUCUACCUUAAUAACUCCCCAAAAAUGUAUAGUGCCUUGUUUUUAUGUACAGUUUAUAUACAGAAAAGUUUGCUCUGCAUUUUUGAUGAUGGUUUGGAACAUUAUCUACAAUUUUACUCUCAAAUAGUCAAAAUAAAAACAUCUCAAUUUCUAAUACCUGUUGUAAACAUUACACAUGUCAUUUUGUGAUACGGGACUCCCAAAUAAAAGCAUCAGAAUAAACACAACAAUUAACUGAUUGGUUCACAUUGAA
Messenger RNA from Sapajus apella (tufted capuchin), 4031 nucleotides. Its product is annotated as supervillin. The record is from RefSeq and is a predicted model, not a curated record. Gene Ontology annotation, cellular component: cytoplasm; actin cytoskeleton. Gene Ontology annotation, biological process: cytoskeleton organization; actin polymerization or depolymerization; barbed-end actin filament capping. The coding region runs from base 42 to 3134 and encodes 1030 amino acids. NCBI's taxonomy places the organism in Eukaryota, Metazoa, Chordata, Mammalia, Primates, Cebidae. Gene Ontology annotation, molecular function: phosphatidylinositol-4,5-bisphosphate binding; actin filament binding. The transcript has 20 exons.